Aspergillus fumigatus Af293 is the source of this 297-nucleotide messenger RNA. RefSeq lists its product as uncharacterized. Bases 1 to 297 code for a protein of 98 amino acids. The transcript is spliced from 2 exons. The record is from RefSeq and is a predicted model, not a curated record. Lineage: Eukaryota; Fungi; Ascomycota; Eurotiomycetes; Eurotiales; Aspergillaceae.
AUGCUGGAGUCUCAUUCUACCGAGGGCACGCCCUCGUUCAAGGGGAGUGCGAUGUUGCUGAUGGCCGAGAGCGAGGAGCAGGCGAAAGAGCUCCUGAGCAAGGAUAUCUAUGUUCGGAGUGGAGUGUGGGAUUUGGAGAAGGCGCAGAUUAUUCCGAUCUGGUCGCAUGUACAACAUGCAUGUGACUACAGCUUUGCCUUGGGCUGGAGCAUCGCCUCUGCUACCUUGCGUCGCUGUAUCUUCCCCGUUGCCGUCUUUGGAAUCUGCGUGAUUAUCCAGACCUGUUGUAUGCUGUAA